AUGUGCUUGUACGACAACAUCAGAUACAUCUGCAGCGACGAAGAGCACACACUGGCGGAACUGUGCGAUGCCGCCACCGGGCAAUGUGCCCAGCUUCGAUGCGCUCCACACAUUCGACAUGUGCUGUUCUCCACCUCAGUCUGCGAUCUCUGCGGCAUUGCUUGGGAGCAAAGUGCUCUAACCGAGGACGCCUACGAUCAAAUAAUCACGCCAUUGCUGGCUUCCGAUAGAAAGAGGAGUUGCGAAACUGGCAGCUAUUUCCCGACCGAUGCUCUGUUCGUCGCUUCUCCUCCCAACACACCGAUGCGCCGCUUGUCGCUAGGGCCGUCGCCCACGCCUUCCGAAGUCGCGACUCCAAUUGAGGAAGUGUCGGAGGGCAUGUUCAAUCUCAACAUUGCACUGCCCAUGCUACCGGACACGAUUCUCACUGGUGCUCCCUUCGAACGCUCACCAAAGAUCUCGCCGUCCGACGAAGCCCUCAGCGAGCCGAAAAGCUCUCACAAUCACAAAGACAAAUUGCAGAACGACUUGCCGUCAGCGUCGCUCAUUGGCACAUACGAAACGACCGCUCAUCGCAGGCGUGACUCUUGA
Molecule: messenger RNA, 591 nt
Organism: Cercospora beticola
Lineage: Eukaryota; Fungi; Ascomycota; Dothideomycetes; Mycosphaerellales; Mycosphaerellaceae
Source: RefSeq, a predicted model, not a curated record